UCACCUGGUCGAAGUACUGCGCCUAAAGACAGAAAGAAAAGAGAGCUUAGGAAGAAAAGUAAAGAGAAAGGAAUUGAAGUAGAAAAGAUUACCAGAAUGAACCAUAAUGAAGAACAGAACAAUAACUACCCCUAUGACAACCACAGUGAAAGAAGUCAAAAACCUGUGGAACCGUAUUACCAAAUUGCUGCUGCUUUUCGAGAAGCUACUGCUGGAGUUGCCACCCUGCCUGCCCAUCAGGAAGGGAAACUAAUCUGCAACAGUGCCAGCUCUCGGUUCACUUGCUAUAACUGUGGAGAAGUUGGACACAUGACCAGGGAAUGUAUGAGUGAAAUGAGGAACCUGACUCCAAGAUCCCAAAACAACCCCCCAACUCGAUUUGUGCCAAAACUGCAAGAUGUGAACUUUGUUGGACUGGAAGAAAAUGAAGGAUACACCUCCAAAGUUGAAGCGGAAGUAUUCGUGACCCCUAAAGCUCACUACCAACCAUACUCAUUGCAGAGAACUAGAAGCCGUAUUAAAAACUUGGAGUUGCAGCUCGAAGAAAAGCUAAGAAAUAAUUCGUCAGCAGCUGAGGUCCCCCUUGCAAACCCUGUAAAUAGAGGUCCCAACCUCAUAACUCUUACUCCAGGCAAUUUCACAACCCCGAGGCCUCAUCGGAAAAAGGGACAACUUGCCGAAAUUCUGAUUUCUCACGAUGGAGAUCCUCCCCUGCUCAAAUCUGAUGACAGAGACGAAUUCGAAAAGACGUUUGACAAGUUCGAAUAUAAAGAUGAGGACUUGGAAGAAGCCAAAGGUUAUUUUACUGAAGAAGUCCCGAGUGACGAACUGUAUAAUAAUCCUUGGAAAGACCAUUUCUCACCUACCAUUUACCUUGCCAAUAUUGAAGAACAUCCUACUGAAGGAAAAGACCCUGAGGAAGAAACCCUAGAAGAAAAAAUUAAACAAAACAUAAAUACCAAGGACCUAUUCCCCGAACAACAAAAGGAAGCAUACACCCUACUUAUCUGUGAAAAAAGUGUCUUUGAAGGACAUGAGUGA
This is a messenger RNA of Cetraspora pellucida, 1041 nucleotides long. NCBI's taxonomy places the organism in Eukaryota, Fungi, Glomeromycota, Glomeromycetes, Diversisporales, Gigasporaceae. The record is from the annotation of a GenBank genome assembly.